AUGAUGUUUAUCUUAUUCAUUUUUCUUCUUAUUCAUAAAAGUCAAUCAUUAGAAUGGAAUUGUACUGCAACUAAACAUUAUCUUUUUUCGAAUGAUCAAAUAUAUGAACAGUGUACAAUUAUAAUUGAAUAUAUAUCAUUAGAACAACAACAACAAAAACAAAAAUGUAUAACACAUAGUUUAUCAAUAAAAGCUCUUCCACCAAUAUCAAUUUUAUCAAAUUAUACAAUGCAUACAUUUAAAAUACAUUCAUGUCAAUUAUUAACAUUAAAUCAAUUACCAUUUUCAUUACCAUCAUCAGUUGAAAAUCUUGAUUUAAGUUAUAAUUUAUUAUCAACAUUUACUUUAUCAUUUCCAUUACCAUUAUAUCUUAAAUAUCUACGUCUUGAUCAUAAUCCAAAUUUAAUUGAUAUUAAUUUUGGUUAUAAUCAUAUACAAGAACGAUUAAUUGGUCUUAGUCUACGUCAUAAUAAACAUAUACAAUUAAAAUCUUUACCAUUAUAUUUACAACAACUUGAUUUAACUAAUUGUAAUUUAUUCGAAUCAUCAAUAUUAUCAAUAUUGAAAACAUUAACAAAAUUAACUCAUUUAUCAUUAGCUGAUAAUCAAUUAAAACAAUUACCUUUACUUGAUAAAAGAAUACAACUUGAAUAUCUUAAUUUAUCAAAUAAUCAUUUGACAUUUAUUGAUAAUGGAUGGUUACAUAAAUCAUUAAAAAUACUUGAUCUUAAAUUUAAUCAAAUAGAAUCACUUGAAUUUUUUAAUGAAUUAUUAAAAAUAAAUCAAGCAUUAAAACAAAAUAAUCAUAAUCAAACAAUGAUCAAUAAUACUCUUCAACUUUCUUUACAUGGUAAUCCAAUAAUUUGUGAUUGUUGGUUUGGUUCUAUACUUAAUUCAUCUUUUAUCAACAUCACUGAUUUAUCUUUACUUCAAUGUAAUUCUCAUUCAAUUAUGAACAUGUCACAGGAUAAUUUUCUAUGUUCAUAUUCUCAAUAUUGUGCAUCUGAUUGUUCUUGUUGUGAUUUUGAAGCAUGUGAUUGUCAUUCUGUAUGUCCUUCAGAAUGUUUAUGUUUACAUGAUAGCUCAUGGUUAAAUCAUAUUGUUCAAUGUCAACAAAGAAAUUUAUUUGAUAUACAUAUUCAUCUACCUGAAACAGUAACUGAACUUAAUUAUGAAGAAAAUAAUAUUGAACAAUUACAACCAUUUGUAUUUGUUGGUAAAAAUUUAUUAAUUAAAUUAAAUUUAGCAAAAAAUAAUAUAAAAAAUUUAACAAAUGAUAUAUUUUGUGGUGCAUCAAAUUUACAUGAAAUAAAUCUUAGUUAUAAUAGAAAUUUAAUGAUAAAACUUUCAAAUAUUAAUGAAUUAUUUUCAUGUUUAAAAUAUUUAGAAUAUAUUAUUUUAUCAAAAGAACAAAUUUAUAAAGAUGAACAAAUUAAUAUUGGAUGGAUAAUAAAAUCAAAUAAUAAUUUAAUUCGUCUUAUACGAAUAAAACAACAAUUAUCUUUAUCAACUCAUAAUCUUUAUACAGCUUCGAUAUCUACAAGUAUUUAUCCAUUGAUUCAAUCUGAAACUCAAUCAACAACAAUCUUUCCUAUUUAUCAUCAACAGUCAUUGAUUUCUUCAAGUUUUAUACAACAUAAUCAAACAUUAAUUAUAAUUGUGUUUUUUCUUUUAUUAUUUCUUUUACUUUUUUUAUUAUUCCUUAUACUAUUAGCUAUUUGUCGACGAAAACUUCGUCAUCAUUUAAGAGCUGAACUUCAACGUCAACGAUCUCAUCAUUAUUAUUAUCAUACAAAUUUACAUCAAUCAUCAAUUCAAAUUCCUAAUAGUAAUGGAACCAUUGGAGUAAAUGAUAGUCUUUAUGAACAAUUACCAUCAUUAUCAUCUGACAGUGAACAACCAUUUUUAUGUAAUGAAAAAAAAUUAACUAAUACAAAUGCUCCAGCUUUACCACCAUAUCCACCUACAUUUCGUCGAUAUCAUUGUUGUCAUUCAAUAAAUUCACAUGAAUAUCAAUAUGGUAGAAAUAAUUCAACAACGACAGCAACAGCAGCAUUUUAUUCAUCAUUAAAUUUACAACAGCAUCCAUGUCCAACAGUUCUAGUCGUAAGAAAUCCAUCAUUGUAUGCAAAUCAUCAUGAAUACUCAUGUGAAUUACAACAAUGUUUAGUUUCAAAUCAACAAGAAAAACAUUCAAUGAUUUGUUGUAAUAAUGAAACAGGUUUUAUACCAACGAUUCUUUGUCAAUGUAAUGAUCCUAUACAAAAUAUUGACACAUGUACCUAUCCUAAUGUACACAAAUAA
Rotaria sp. Silwood2 is the source of this 2304-nucleotide messenger RNA. The record is from the annotation of a GenBank genome assembly. Lineage: Eukaryota; Metazoa; Rotifera; Eurotatoria; Philodinida; Philodinidae.